This is a messenger RNA of Suillus bovinus, 772 nucleotides long. RefSeq lists its product as uncharacterized. The transcript is spliced from 2 exons. Bases 109 to 573 code for a protein of 154 amino acids. Lineage: Eukaryota; Fungi; Basidiomycota; Agaricomycetes; Boletales; Suillaceae. The record is from RefSeq and is a predicted model, not a curated record.
AUCGAGUUUGUCCCUGAGCAUACGAGGACGAAAGUGUUUGGCAGCACCAUACACCAACUGUGUAUAAAAGCGGCUCGGCUCUAAAAACUUCAUCAAUACUACUCCACCAUGAAAUUCACUUCACUCACCACUAUUAUCAUUUCUGCCGCAGCAAUGGCUGGAAUAGCUAUCGCAUCUGAAGACUUGACAAUAGAUCCCAUUGGCUUUCCCUGCUCCCCCAGCAAUUCAUACCGCUGCGAGAAGGCCUUCGGGACUUUUAACAACGGCAACGAUUUCGCGUAUUACUGCGGACUUAAUGGCAAGAUCGCAAAAUAUGUAAAAUGUGACUGCAAGAACUGUUGUGUCCAGCUACCUGGUUACCAGUUCAACUGUCCGCACCACGAAGUGAGCCUGUCUUUCCAUGCUGCCUUUCGAGUCCGAGUGUUGAUAUGCUUGAUUAGCCAGUUGUGCGAACUCUGUAACGUGGCAUGGGGAUAUUUAAUUCGGUCUCCGGUCUCCGGUCAGCGAGUUCAGGCUCAGCGACAAUUUAUGUUGCAUCAAUAUCGCUUGAAUUGCCAGAGUUUCGCCACCUGACUUGUGUUAUGUGGCGGCGUCCGCCUUAUGUCAAUUUCAAAUCCCAUCAUGAUCCAUGUCAAGCUUCCUCACGGGCCUCAGGCCUCAGCCAUGCCGCCUCAGCAUGCUAAUCAUAUUAAAGUUACUAUUCUGAUUCAUGUCUUGUAUUAGAAAACCUAUUACAUAUGCAAUCCGAGUCUAGGCUCUGUUCUAACUUCUG